GAACUCAGCAUCAGUGAUCUUGCGACUGUGAUCCGGUGUGCUUCCAGAGAAGAAGAAAGCCCCAACUGCCCAAAAAGGCCGGAAAGGACAUUUCUGUUUGGCGCGAAGACUUGUGCAUUGUGGUGUUGUGUGUUCAAAAAGGACUUUCGUCUGAAAAAUAGCCAGAAAAGCUAACAAAAAGACACAGAACAAAAUGAAUCCAGUGUUACGAUCAGUGUGCGCCGUUGUGGUGCUAAGUGCGGUGGUCCUCGGUGCCACCAGCGAAGACUACCAAAGCCAAGGAUUACGUGCCAUCGUGCGGGUUUACGACGAGUGCUCCAAGGCCGAGGCCGGGUUCACGCCGUGUCUCAAGAAGCGCGCCAUCACCUUCAUCGAUCGGCUCAGCCGGGUCGAUGCGCUGACCGUUGGAGACAUGAAGAUCGUCCGGAACGAGCGGUCCCUCGGCCUGGAGGGCAGCAAACCCAUGACCGAGGCCGAGCUGGAGCAAAGUCUGCCGCGGGGACUGGAAGCACGGGAUGAGGCACUGACCAACAUCCUGUUGGAGAAGAUUGCCGGAGUGUUCAGCAGCCGGACGAUUCAGAUUAGUCUGCCCAAGCUGUCGAGCGACGAACUGGGCCGCGGGCUGGAAGAAGGUCGUGGCAAAAUGAAGAAAAUGAUGAGCAUGAUGAUGAUGGGCUUCAUGAUGAAGAUGGCCGCCAUGGUGCCGGUUGCGAUCGCCGGUCUGUACCUCCUCGCCGGUAAGGCUCUGAUCGUAUCGAAGAUUGCCCUCUUGCUGGCCGGUAUCAUCGGACUGAAGAAGCUGGUCGCCAGCAAGCAGCAGAGCGGAGGCGGUGGCUGGUCCAGCGGUGGCUCCGGACACGGUGGCGGCUGGGACCGACGAUCCGCCGAUGUGGCUGCUGCCGCUGCCGCCCAGAACCUGGCCUACAACGGCUACACCAAGAACCAGGCGUAAACGGAGCUAUGCCGACAACGUACGAUACGGAACCAGUUCCAGAGAUUUGUUACUUGUUGAAAGACGAUCGAAACCACCAACUGAGAAAUAAUGGCACCGGAGGGCAGCCCUUAGUACCAAGGGUGUUGUCUGUUUCCACUGCCGAAAGUUUGCGGGAAAAUGUUAAAUUAUUUAUUUAUUUAAUUUAUUGAUUUACAAAUGCUAGGGAACAUCAGAUUCACAAAUCAUGUCGCGAUCAGCCAAAACUUCGGUUCCCACUAACCUUCCGUUGUGAACAUUUUUCAACCCCCUCAAUUCCCACCUUUUCAUUUCAUUGCUUUGAACCCAAACCCGUACGUUCUUUCAACUUUCGACGAGUGGAAAUCUAAUAAUUUUCGCAUUUUCCACCCGACGGUAAAACCUUUCUCUUUGCGCACGUGCGCUCCAUUGUCUAUCUCUAUUAGUAGUUCCCACUGUAGUCUUUUCUCUCCGCUUCUCCUCUCCGCAUUACUGUUCCCUAAUCUACAUACAAUCCCUUUGAUGGGUACUGUUUUUACAUUGCUUUCCACGUUGGUCCAAUGAACUUCCCUUCUCUCUAUGGUUUCGCUCUGAAAGCUAUUCUUCGUAAAGAGUCACGUGAUUUUCACACUCUUGCUGUUCAUCUGUUUCUUUCACUAUCGUCGUUAAUCAUUAACACUUCAUCAAUCUGUUUUCUAAACUAUUCCUCUUUGUCAUCUUUACUGGAUCAACAUAUAUCAUUGAAUGUGUCUAAUUUAUAUUUCCGAAUUUUACGCUAUUUAUUUACUUUUUACUUAGUUCUGUUGCCAACUUAUUCAAUUUUCAUUUUCUACUCCUAACUAAUCAUUAACCCUUUUUGAUAUCGAGUGUGGUUUCUUCUCAAAAUCUUCUGCUAUUCUCUUCUUCUUCUUUCUGCAAAUCUCUUACUUACUCGAUCAUUUCAAACCACUUUCCAGCCACCUCGAUGUUGAAAAUUAGCCCUCAAGUCAUUUUCGGUCCUCAUAGGACUUCUCCUCCUCCUGCUCGUCAAUCCACCCUCCAUCGUUCAACGUUCCCAUUCGUCAUUCAGUCCACCAUUACCCAUUCUCACCCACUUUCGUCCCUGCUCCCACUCAGACUCAUCCCACCCACCCUGCUUUCUUCUUCAACCGAUUUCCAAAAGAAGUCCAGAGCUGAAAAUUCGAGUAUGUUAAAUUAACGACCUAAUUAUCUGCCCAAAAUGAGCUUUAGCCAAUGCGUCAUCCUCACAAUCACCAUAAGUCCAUCGAACAAAAAAAAAACAUCGCUAACACACUAGGAGGAGAUAUUUAUUCACUGUUGAUAAUGUGUAAGAGUUGAAGUAUAAUGUUAAUUUGUUGCGAACGAAUGAGAAUCAAGAAGCGAACAAAGAAACAAACUGAUAAUUGUUGUAAAAUGAAGCAAAACAAAUGAAACCAAUAAACGUUCACAAGUUUCCCCUUCGAGUCGAAGGAGGUAAACUGGGAAAAAUUAAAAGCACC
Aedes albopictus (Asian tiger mosquito) is the source of this 2448-nucleotide messenger RNA. RefSeq lists its product as uncharacterized. Bases 194 to 952 code for a protein of 252 amino acids. The record is from RefSeq and is a predicted model, not a curated record. Gene Ontology annotation, cellular component: membrane. NCBI's taxonomy places the organism in Eukaryota, Metazoa, Arthropoda, Insecta, Diptera, Culicidae. The transcript has 2 exons.